CCCGACUAAGACAGUCUUGACAUCUCUGACUGGUGGAAUGAAGCAGGAUUACAUGGUGUGGCACGUACUCGCGUCCAGCACUUCCUCCCCUGAUUAUGUUACUCCUCACGGUCGGACUGGCUUGUCCUAUCCUGGGCUAUUACCUCCCUCGCUUUCUUCGCGAGCGCCAGCAGCACACGGACUCUCUGUUGAACAUACCGGGGCCUGCGUCGGUGUCCUGGAUCUACGGGAAUAUGCGCGAGUAUCUCCUCUCUCCAGUGUAUGGAACGCACGAAUUUGCAUGGCUGGAGCGUUUUGGGAGUGUUUAUCGUAUCAAGGCGUGUUUUGGGAAGGACCACCUCAUCGUGGCGGAUCCAGCGGCCAUGCAGCACAUUCUAACGAGCACCCGUUUCGACUACUCGAUCACAUAUGAAACGUUGCUCUGGCUUAUGAAUGGGCCGGGAGGGAUACAAACAGUGCGAGAUGCUUUCGAAGGCGGCCGCGAGGAACACAGACGAUUGCGAGCAGGUAUGAACGGUGGCUUCACGGCAUCCGUUGUGCAGAGCUAUCAGCCCAUGCUUGAAAGAUUGGCACAUCGCCUGUCAGUGCAAAUCGAAGAGUUGGCAUGCGAUAGCUUGAUCGAUGUGUCCCCGCUGUUGUCGAGAACCGCUCUGGGUGCUAUCUCUGAAGCUUUGAUCAAUCGGCCGUUCGAAACUCUCGACGAGGAGUUCAUCGAUCUAAACACUCGAAUUGUGGGCAUUUCAGCUAGCGUAUCAAAAGGCUAUAUCUUUGCCGACAUAAUUACAAGCAAUCUGCCCAAGACUCUAGUGAAAUGGCUGUUCGGAUUGCGAGUGGGCGCCCUGGACUUGAUCAACCGAGGACGAGAGUCUGCAUUAGCCUUGGGACGGAAAUUCAUUAGUGAGCGAUCAGAUGGGGAUGAUCCCGGUGAAUGCGAAGGCAUCUAUGGCUUGCUGCGUGAGCUUUCGUCGAGAACCUUGGAGCACCAUCAUCAACUCAUGUCGUCGAGGUCGGCAGUAUCCGGCAAAGGAGCCGGCAGAACGAAGACGCUCACUCCCGAAGAACUGAUUGCUCAGACCUCUGUCCUGUUGCUUGCCGGUCAAGAUACUACCGCAACUACCCUAUGCUUUUGCCUCAUUGAGUUGGCCCGCAACCCUACAUUACAGGAACAGCUCCGCGAAGAGAUCCGAGCACGCCCGCUGUCUCAAGCAUACAGUCAGAUGCCGUUGCUCAAUGCCGUGAUCAAAGAAACUCUCCGGAUGUUCCCAGUCGUGCCUUUCACGGAUCGCAUGGCAUUCGAGGAUGAUGUCAUCCCUGUCUCUCGGCCGAUAGUAGGCCGUGAUGGACAACAAAUGACAGAGUUCCGCGUCAGGAAGGGACAAGUGCUCUCGGUCUCCAUUGCGUCGUAUCAAAGGAUCCAAUCUGUAUGGGGUGAAGAUGCAAGUGAAUUCAAUCCGAAUCGAUGGUUCGAAGGAGGCCAUGCCUCCUUGAACGAAGUCGUUGGGCCAUAUGCCAAUCUAAUGAGCUUCAUCAGUGGUUUCAGGACAUGCGUUGGCUGGCGUUUUGCGUAA
This is a messenger RNA of Mycena citricolor, 1568 nucleotides long. NCBI's taxonomy places the organism in Eukaryota, Fungi, Basidiomycota, Agaricomycetes, Agaricales, Mycenaceae. The record is from the annotation of a GenBank genome assembly.